Molecule: messenger RNA, 1221 nt
Organism: Volvox carteri f. nagariensis
Lineage: Eukaryota; Viridiplantae; Chlorophyta; Chlorophyceae; Chlamydomonadales; Volvocaceae
Gene: sac3
Product: Snf1-like protein kinase
Exons: 10
Coding region: 163-1221 (352 amino acids)
Biological process (GO): intracellular signal transduction; protein phosphorylation
Molecular function (GO): ATP binding; protein serine/threonine kinase activity
Source: RefSeq, a predicted model, not a curated record
AGUCACUAUUACUAUCGAAUUGGGCCGUUUCUUUGACCUGUAAAUUGUGACGGCAUAUGACCAAAACUGCCUAUUCGAAACGGAGGAGUCCACCCAAAUUGUUGCGUCUGAGCCCAGAGCUCUGUCUUUAGGUUGCCCCGAAAGGGGCCUUAGGUGUCAGCAAUGCAGAAAGGGCAACCAGGACGGCCUGAGCCCCUCGCUGGGCAUCCACGCUAUGAGAAGAUCAAGGACCUAAACAGCGGCACGUUUGGCUUCGUCCAGCUUGCUCGCGAUAAAACCACAGGGGAAACAUGGGCUGUAAAGUUUAUCGAGCGGGGUGAUAAGAUAACCAAGUAUGUUGAGCGCGAAAUCAUCAACCACCGAUGCCUUCUGCAUCCCCACAUCGUGCAGUUCCGAGAGGUUUUUCUUACCCCGACGCAUUUGUGCAUCGUCAUGGAGUACGCACCCGGCGGGGAUAUGUUUGAAUACGUAGUCAAGAAGAACGGCUUGAGAGAAGACGAGGCCCGCUGGUUCUUCCAGCAGCUCAUUGUGGGGCUGGACUACUGCCACCGCAUGGGCGUGGUGAACCGCGACAUUAAGCUGGAGAACACCCUCCUGGAUUCCAGCCCGCGGCCGCUUGUCAAACUCUGCGACUUUGGGUAUUCGAAGCACGAAAAGUUCCAGUCCGCACCCGGGUCGCGUGUGGGUACCCCGGCGUACCUGGCUCCCGAGGUUAUCCUUACCACCAAGGGCAAGACUUAUGACGGAAAGAUCGCUGACAUUUGGUCCUGCGGUGUGAUGCUGUACGUGAUGCUGGUCGGUGCCUACCCGUUUGAACGCCCGGAGGAUAAGCACGAUAACCAGAAGCUGCAGAAGAUGAUCCAGCGCAUCUUGCAAGUGGACUACCACAUCCCGCCCAGCGUUCGCGCUUCUGAGGACUGCCGGGACCUGCUUUCGAAGAUUCUGGUGGCCGACCCGUUAAAGCGCAUCACGAUCGACGGGAUCUACAAUCACCGUUGGUACCAGAAGGGUCUGCCUCCAGGCGUGCGUGAGAUGAACGAGCGCGCGCAGCCGCCGCCCGAGGGUCUUCAGAGCGUGGAGGAGAUCAAGCGGUUGGUAGAGGAGGCCCGGCACGUGGGCGUCGGCGCUCCUGGCUACGUGAACCCCGUGGAGACGGACGAGUACAUUGACGACGCCAUGGACAACAUGUACGACGAGGGCAGUCUAGACUACAACGAUUGA